AUUUACUCUACUUAUUUAUAAUUUUAAAUUUGUCUGUCUGCUACAUUCACACUCCUGGCUAACUUCAGUAUUAUUUUAAAAAUUUUACUUUUUACGCGCGUUUAAUAUCAAAAACAAUAGUUCAAUUGCUAAAUAGAGCAAAUAAACAUUACAAGUGCAUACUAAGUUAAGUGUGAUAGUAUUGGCAGCCCUGACUCUAAACAAAAUAUUUGUAUUUGGCUCCAUUUCAUUAUUAUCAUUAUCCGGAGUGAAGGAUAUCGAUAACAGACGCGCAAUUUUUAUUUAUCACGGUUAGUCAUCGGAACAGUAAAUAAUAACGCGGUUGAAUGAAAAAGUAAAUUUCUGUUUAAUGUUAAAUAUUUAAUUAAAUCGUAAAUUCAAAUGUCUUACGAGUGCUGCGGGAACGGGGGUACCGGAGGGGCAUUUUUAAACUCCAUUAAAAAUUUUAUUAAAAAUUUAAAUUACGUCUACCGGAAUUUGAAUAAAGAUAACAGUGGUUUGAGUGUUGAGACAGACAGUGUGUUAAUUACUGUAUUUGUUGUUGUCUGCACAAUAAUAUUAGGAAUAUGCUGGCGGUCGCGCCGUCGCGGUGAAUCAAAACGCGCCGGUGAUACCCGACGUAGUGCGAACCUGACGGUACCGGCGCGUGACGGCAACCUCGAGAUGAAGGCUCAAGACGACGACGACACCCUGGUCACUUAAACUCCUCUAGUCUGGCUUUUAAAUCUCAAUGGCUGACCACUUGGACACUGGCCAUUGCGGUUAUCAAUAUUGAUAAUGAUCAGUACUGUGGUCGCAGCUGCAAUAACAAACACGAGUAUGAGUAUUUCAAUAAUAAUAAUAAUAACAGUAACGAAAUGAAGUAAAGUAAUUUAUAUAAAUGUGGAUAACACAAGCAAAGUGAAUGAACGGUCUCGAUGGAAGUGAGUACUUUGGAGUGGGAGCAGUUGUAAGACAACUGAUGUCUCGUUGCGACAAACAGCUGCUCGCCGAACAAGACCAACAAGAUAUUGACACACAUCCUAAUCCUACUCGACAAAUGGGACUCAACGACUCAGGCAGACGAUUAAUCGAGUCCGAGGUACCUUCCAGGAGGAACAAUGGCAGGCGAAGACACCCAAAUAAUUGCCAAUGGGACCGUUAAUGUCCUGACGAUAAUACCCAGUGAAAAAAUGGCAAACGGCAACGUCGAGAUGCACAAUAAGUUGAACAACAACGGGACGAUAAAAAACGGUAACGGCAAGGUCUUGGAAAUAGCGAUGGAAAAUGGAAAACUUAUCGCCGUCGGGGAUGAAAAGUCAAACAGUCUCCACACUGAGUUCGAUGACGCAGACGUCUCUUGCGGAUGGGGACUUUUUAGGCCACGUUGGCUCCAGUAUUUCGCCACGAAACAGGCCUUCUUGGUCGUCUUCUGUCUUACUUGGGUGCUGCAAGGCAUGUAUUACACGUACUUUGUGUCAGUGAUAACGACGAUUGAGAAAUUAUUUCAAAUCCAGUCUAAAACAACGGGUAUAAUUAUGUCGGCGACGGAAAUCGGGCAAAUAGGAUCCUCGCUCUUGCUAACUUACUACGGAGGUCAAGGACACAGACCCAAGUGGAUCGCCUGGGGCAUGAUACUCUUCGCCGUGAGCUCUUUUACCUGCUCGAUGCCCCAUUUCAUCUUCGGCGAACAGCUGAUCGAGCAGAAAAAAACUCUAUUCAGGAUCAACACUGACUCCUCCGGCGACUCGGAUCAUGUUUCUUCUAGUCUUUGCAAACUACAGCCGUUUAUUAAUUCAUCAAUGGAUCUCGACGGACUGAGUUCAACCACGAGUUUGCCGAACUUUGGCGCAUCCUCAGACACUGAGUACUGCGAGGGCACUUUUCUCGAUGAACAAAGGAUCCAAACUAAAAUAACGUCAAUAGUCUUGGCGAUUUUUUUCGUCUCUCUACUGGGAGUCGGAAUGGGCCAAACAGCUGUCUACACACUUGGCAUCCCCUACAUAGACGACAAUGUCGCCUCUCGAGAAAGUCCUUUGUACUUCGCCAUAACAAUAGGAGUAAGAAUUCUUGGUCCAGCGCUCGGAUUUAUUCUUGGCUCGCUCUGCACCAUGCUCUACGCAGAUCUGUCAGAUAACCCGCAAAUCACGCCUACCGAUCCACGAUGGGUUGGCGCUUGGUGGCUUGGUCUCGUGCUGAUAUCCGCAAUGCUGAUGCUCGUCAGCGUCGCUAUGUUCGCUUUCCCCUCGCGGCUGCCCUCCGGCAAAUCCUCGCCCAAGACAGAAGACUCAACGAAGCCCAGUCUGAAAGAUUUUCCGAAAGCAGUAAAAAGACUCCUGAAAAAUGACAUCCUGAUGUUCAGAACAGCCAGCAGCGUUCUCCACAUCCUCCCAAUCGCCGGACUGUACACAUUCUUGCCAAAAUACCUGGAGACGCAAUUCCGUCUCCCAGCGCACCAUGCCAACAUGAUAUCAGGAGUCGGCGGUAUCCUGGUGAUGGGUCUAGGAAUAAUAAUAAGCGGGGUCUUCAUCCUGCGAGUGAAGCCCAACGCCAGGUUCGUCGCCGCCUGGAUAGCGUUCACCGCAGUGGUCUACGCCGUGGGCAUGGGCACUCUGAUGUUCAUCGGGUGUCCCAUGGACGACUUCGCCGGGUUGACGACCAACUCCGAGGGUGUCACCAGCUUCGAGUCCACGUGCGAUGCCGACUGCGACUGUGCCCGCAGUAAAUUCAGUCCCAUCUGCGGCGCCGACAAAAAGACCUACUUCUCUGCUUGUCAUGCCGCCUGUUCGAACUUCACUGAAGUCGACGGGAAAAUAUCCUCAUUCUACAACUGCCAAUGUCUCGGACAAAACGAAACAGUAAACGCCGAGUUUGGUUUGUCCUCCGAAGAAAUGAGCAAAGCAACGAUGGGUUACUGUGAUCUAGAGUGCAGUAACUUCUGGGUUUACAUGAUCCUGUUUUCAUUGUUCGUCUUCAUUCACUCGACAAGUGAAGUGGGGUCGAUGCUUCUCAUACUGCGGUGUGUUGAUCCCCAGGACAAAGCAAUGGCUCUGGGUCUCAUACAGUUCGCGAUAGGCUUAUUUGGAAACGUUCCCUGUCCCAUAGUGUACGGGGCCGUAGUGGAUUCCGCAUGCCUGGUUUGGGAUAACUCCUGCGGUGAACGUGGCGCCUGUUGGCUCUACGACUCAAACAUAUUCAGGAUGUUCUUUCACGGUACUACGGGUGGAAUACUCAUACUGGCAUUUAUUGUUGAUCUCGUUGUGUGGUACAAAGCCGGAAGCAUAAACUUUGUUGACGAGCAGACGGGUCAGGAAGGUUCUGCCGAAGAAAUGACGACUCUUAAACCUCAGGAUGGGCAAACUGUUGACAACGAUUACCUUUAAAAGGUUUUUUACAUUUUAUCUGCUCAACCGGAAUCGAAUUAGAGGAUGGGAAUGACAGUUGAGGUAAAGAAGAAAAUUAACAACAAGAUUAACUAUUUUUUUUUAGGCAUAAUAGCUAACAGGAUGCCUAAUAUACAUAUAUCUAUAUAUAUUUUCCGAGAACAUGCUCGUAAUAUAUAAGGAAAUAUAAAUAUAUAUAAAAGUGCGUGCGAACUUAAUCUUCAAGGAAAUAUAUUAAUUAUUUUCGUAGACGCUACAUCGAUUAUAAGCUAAUACAAUACUGAUGAGUCUUGUUUAUCAUUAAUUAUAGGCUAAGUAUUUUGCCAUAACUAAGGCGUAGAUGAAGGAAAUUGCAUAAUAUAUGUAUUAGAUAUAAUUUUUCAUAAGUGACAAUGAAAACGAAAAGGGAGUAAGCUCGUGAAUAGGCAAUAUUUUAUAUAUACAUGGAGAAAUUUACGGUAACAGUUACAAUAUAUCAUGGGAAUGGUCCCCAUAUCAUGUGAUAACAUUCCUAUCUAUGUGGGUUUCAUUUCUGUGUGAUAUAGGAAUAGUUUCUAUUAAAUUAUGGUAAUAAUUCCUGUCAUAAUGGUAAUAAUUUCCAUGUACUAUGAUAAUAAUUACCAUGCUAUUAAGGUAAUUUAUAUUAGAAUUUUAUGGUAAAAAUUACCGCGAAAUUUAGAAAUUCUUCAUACUACGGUAAUAAUUAUCAUAAUGUAAUAAUAAUAAUAAUUACCAUAACUUUACAGUAAUAAUUACCGUGAUAUAAUAGUAAUUGUAAGCAAAUAUUAUGGUACCGAUUACUAUGACAUUGAGAAAUUCAUCAUAUUACAGUAAUAAUUACCAUGAUAAUAUAGUAAUUUUUACCGUAGUGCAACAAUUACCUUGACAUUUAUAAAUUGAUAUUACGGUAAUAGUUACCAUGAUAUUAUAGUAAUGGUUACCAUAAUAUUAUGAGAACAAGUACUAUAAGUAUGGUAAUCAUUACCAUAAUUUAAUUACCAUACGACAUAAGAACUUUUACUACAAUAAUAGGAACUGUUCCCGUAGUUAUGGAAACUUUUCUAAAAAUGAUGGAUGCCUAUCCCAUAUUUCCAAGUAAUUAUUACCAUAACAUAAUGGAAUGAUACUUCAUAAAUGUACUAGUAACAGUUACCAUUAUUUUCUCUCUGUGUAUAUAUAUCUAAUAUAUAAAUAUUUUAUUUUCCUGCCUAAUGUAACGGUGCUACCUACGAAGAAUACGAUAAUCGGUAGCAAUUAUGUAUGGUUGGAUGGUUUAAAAUCGAAUUAUCUUUGCUAAAUUUAUUCAAAAUUUUGGUAUCGCCGUCCAAUUAACUUACGUAUGAUUAACCAUCACAGUGUUGACACGGAUGAUGAAUGGUCGACAAUAGUGUUGACAAAUGUCGUGAGAAUGAAGAGUUGAAUUAUUGAUGAAUUCAAUAAUUAAUAAAUUAGAUAACAGAUUCGUGUGAUUAAAUAACCUGACAGUUUAAAUAUUUUUAGAUAAAUUUGACCGGUGAUUAAUAAGCUGACAACCAGGUGAGAAAUCAAGAAAGUUUGAGCAAAGUUAUUAAUAAUAAUUAGUGUGACAAUAAUGAGCCCAGUACAGUUUAUUAUUUUGACGGCCCGGACUAAGAUAGUUUAAUUGAUGGCGGAAAUUUUGAAUUAUUAGUUUGCUCUCUGUUCAAACAAUCCAGCAGAUUUUUACUUUAAAAAUUAAUGUCGAAAUUUACAUUUUUAUCAUUUUCAGGGUUUUGUUAUUAAAUUACAUAAGAAUUAUUAAACAGUAAGACAUUUUCAUACUUAUCAAUUGUCUUCGUUGAGUCUUAUCAAAAUAAAUAAUUAAAAAAUUUGGAUUCAAAUUUAAAUUUAAUUUUAAUACGUUUCGAUAAAAUUCUGUGAUUUUCUUUGAGUUCUACGAAUUUUUUCCCGGGGAAAUUUUUAUAAAAAUUCAAAAAUUAGGAAUCAGCAACUUGGAUAUUUUAAACAGAAAUAUAUGAGCCCAGUAAAUUAUUUCGGGUCAGCUCUGCAUACAAGGAAUAAAUAAAAAAAUAAAUAAUAACGAUAAGUAGUAAUACGAAAAAUAAAAGAGUCGUAUUUUAAUAUGAUAUACUUUACAAAUGACUUGAGUCAAUGUCUUUUAAAUAACUAAUUAAAUUAAUUUACGUACAUACAUUAAACGUGUAUAUUUAUAGCUGAAAAUCAGCGAACCUUCGAAAUAAGCUAAGCUCUCGAUAAAAUAUAUACUUAUAUUUACACAUAUAUUUCCAGUUAAAUAAGUAGACACAUAAUCGUUGACAUGAAACUAUAGCAAUUACGCUCAUGUAAAAUUUUUAUUUUUAUAAUUGUAAUUAAAAUUACCCAGUUAGAGCUCUCGAGCCUUACGUAGAAUAGGAUCUCUGGUUAAAUAAAUCUUCUCGAUACGCAGGCAUAAAUAAUAAAUAAAUAAAUAAAUAAGGAAACUUUAGAUUCCAAGUACCGGAAAUAACAAACCGUUGUUAUGUUUUACUUUGAAGAGAUUAAGCUCACGCCGAGACUGAAAGUGUUUAUGGCUCGAAAAAUAUCAACAUAUAACUAACUAUUUUCUAUGCUCAUUACAAAUAAUAAUAAAUAAUAUAAGUAAUAAUAAAUAAUAAUAAAUAAUGAUAUAGUAAUAAUAAGACGUACAAAUCCCCGAGUAUUUUCUCACAGAGUAUAACGGGAAUAAAAGAGCAAUUGAGUUAAAUUACUUGUACAAUGUAUGAAAUAAAAAAUUUUUAAAAAUAUAAAAAAAAGCAUAAACACAUCACGAGCGGUCUAAAAGUGACUUUCUCUUCCUUUAAUUGUUGUUAAUGUUGUUGUUGUUCAUUAAAAGCCAAUGACGAUUAUUUUUAAAAGUAUAAAUCCACUUGUGAUUAAUAAAAAGGUGAUUGGUGGUUAAAUUACACAGCAGGCUGCUCAUCAUGCAUACAGUAUAUGAAAUUUUAAAUAAUAAUAAUUAUUAAUAUAAUGAAAAAAUAAAUAAAUAAAUCGGGUGACCGGUCCAGUUAAUGAACACGGUUAGUAAAUUAACAUUAUUUCACUUUUACCUUAAGUAUAAGAUCUAGUACUAGACUAGAGACCUAAUACCCAAUCAGGGAACUAGUACUCGGUCGGGUAUUGAGUCAAAUUUCGAAGUUCACAGUAACAAACCUCUGAAAUAUUUUUAUAACGAUUUUUUUUCAUGGGUAAUUACAAAAAAAAAAUUACUCGAUUGCUAUUUAAUUGUAAACUUCUAAUACUACUUUAAUUUGGUUACAUUCUUAUAUAUUUAAAUGUUCAAAAAUAUGAGGCUUCAUUUACUGGCUCGGUCACCCCAUAAAAAAAAAACACACAAAUAUAAAUAAAAAUAUCUCUUUCCGCACUUGUAAAUAAAAGAGUACAAUACUAUUACCAAAUUAAAACCCCGAUAUCAUGUGAGAUUGACUUGCGGAACCGAACUUUGAUCAUAUUUACAAUAAAAUUUUUUAUCUUUUUAAUUAAUUAAACUCAAGACUAAUUACCACUGCCAGUUUUAUAAUUUUUUUACUUAUACAUCUUGCAUUUCAAACAACACUGUUAAUUAUGAAAGAGACUUUAAAAGGAAAUUAAAUUUUGAAAAGGUUCCGCGGAAAGGUUUCGCAGAUAUUUCAAUUUUUACGUAGAGACAAAACAAUCUAUUAAAUUUACUUACAAAGAGAUCAAUUAUAUUAAAAAUAUAUAUAUAUAUAUAUAAUAUCACGAUCAUACUAUUUUAUAUACUUUAUAAGAUUAAUUGAGGAAAAAAUAUAAAAUGCGACCUUAAACGCUGAUUUCACGUAAUUAAUUUUAAAAAACUAAUUAUCUAGUUAAUUAUAACUGCUAGUCUCUAAAUAAUAUAUAAAUAUAUAUUACUUAUGAAAUUUUUAAGCUAAACGAGUGUAUGGAGGGAAAAAAAAUGAGAGAAAGUUAGAGAAUGCAAUAUAUGGUGAUAAGCAAAGUACAUAUAUAUGUCUAUAUAAAUAUAUAUGAGGGUGAAUCAAAAAUAAUGAAUUUUUAAAUUUCCCGGUAACCCAAUAAUUUUCUCUGGAUUUUUUGGUCCAGGAUCGAAAAAAAUAAUUUUUUUAAAAACUGCACGCAUAUUUUUGAAAAAAAUUCAAUGCGCGCCAAAAAAAGUCCGAGACAUUAAAGCGCAAUCUUUGAUAAUUCAAAAAUUCCCGGGCUUAGAAUUCAAAUUUAUUUGAAAUUUCUUACGCGCGUGACUGUGAAGUGAAAAAAAUACAAAAUUUUCGUACAAAAAUUUGCAGACUCUGCAAGAAUUUUUUUGGCAAUUAAUUUCCGUUAAACAAAGUCGAUUAUUUUGGCACACUCUCAUAUAUAUAAAUACUAUUAUAUUAAUUUUUUUUAACGAUAAAAGAUGAAUUAUUUCUAUUUGUUUUAUAAAGCAAUUAUUGAUUCCUGUACAUAUAUUAUUAUAUUAUAUUAAUUUUAUUACAAUGUAAUAGUUAUGAUUUUAGUAAAAAAAAAAA
Molecule: messenger RNA, 7864 nt
Organism: Microplitis demolitor
Lineage: Eukaryota; Metazoa; Arthropoda; Insecta; Hymenoptera; Braconidae
Gene: Oatp74D
Product: solute carrier organic anion transporter family member 74D
Exons: 11
Coding region: 1101-3362 (753 amino acids)
Biological process (GO): sodium-independent organic anion transport; transmembrane transport
Cellular component (GO): membrane
Molecular function (GO): protein binding
Source: RefSeq, a predicted model, not a curated record